Molecule: messenger RNA, 1834 nt
Organism: Lucilia sericata (common green bottle fly)
Lineage: Eukaryota; Metazoa; Arthropoda; Insecta; Diptera; Calliphoridae
Biological process (GO): cilium assembly
Cellular component (GO): ciliary basal body; axoneme
Source: RefSeq, a predicted model, not a curated record
AUAUCCAGAUAUAAACUCCAAAUAAAAUGGUUUAAAGGGAAAAAGGCAGCCGCAGCCGCAGCAGCAAAACAAAAAGAUCUAGAGCGACGUCUGGAAGAGCAAAGAUUAAAACUGUUGGAAAGUAGCAGCUCUUUAAGCACCGAAACAGAAUCUACCGAAUCCUUUACAUCGUUUGAAGAAGUAACACCCGAAGAAGAGCCUAAAAAUAUAUUGGAAACUUUAUAUGACACCGAUACUGAAUCACUAGGGGAAGAAGAGCAUGUGGAUGUUGAAACUGUAACAUUACCAGAAGAGGGUGACUUCUUUGAGGGUUUUAGGGAAAUACCCAAUGUUGAAACUAUUUCAGAGGAUAUAUCGGUGGCUUCAGUUAUCAUAGAAAAAACUGUGCACGAGGUGGAUGCGUCCAAGGACAUGGGAAAAUUUGUAAAUCCAUUGACUGGGCUAGAAAUGAGAGGCAGCGCUGGUUCGUCAUCUUCAUCAAGUGAAGGACACAAAGAUGAUGAUGAAAACGAUGAGGAAGAUGAGAGUUCUUUUAAAGAUAUGUCGCAAGAAAGUGAAAUCCUAUUACCCAAAGAUGUGCUGGAUCUUGACGAAGAUGUCAGAAAACCUGCAGCCAUAGAAGAUACUUUAGAAACAUUUUUAGAACUUGAACUAGAAGCGGAGGUGUUACAGGCAGAAGAAAUCGAUUGGGAAGCUUUAGCUCGGGAAGAAGAAGCUCUGCGUUUACAACAAAAUACCCAAAACUUCUUAAAUGAACUGAUUAAUAAAGCAGUCGAAAUGGCAGAAUAUGUUAGUCCUGAAAGGAUUCUAAAGCAAAAUCUUGAUAAACGUAAAUUGCUUAUGGAGUUGGCUGUCACAUAUCCGAAUUACCUAACAGAAAAAUCUCGUUGUGAAUUUCUGAAUCGCCAGAUAGUGCAACAUUUUAGACGCAAAAAAUCAUUUCGUCCCAUCAUGGAAGACAAUCCAACCUUGCAACAGGAUAAACAAAAAUUAUAUUUUGCUAAAAAACGUUUAGACGAAAUAUUGGCUAGAGAAAUGAAAUUAUUAAAUUCUUCGACAAAUGUCCAAAGUGAAUUGAGUGAACAAUAUGAUGAAUUGAAAAAGGAGGUUGAGGAAAAGAUUGAAAUAUUCGAGAGUAAAGUUAGGAAAUAUUUAACACGCGAAUGUUGGCCUAAACUAAAUGGAAUUAUUGAACAAUUAUUGCUAAAAAUGGGAAAAUAUCGCAAAGAAGUCAGUGAAGUUAGAUUUACCUUGUUUCUGCAACAACACACUCAAGCUCGUCUUACACAAUUAUUAACAAAAUUAGAAGACUUGGGAAAUGGCUUAAACAUGAAAGAUUUUAGCCAUUUACAAGCUGAAAAUCAGGCUUUAGAUAAGAAAAUAGAAGAACGCAAUGCCGAACUUAACAAACUCCAUCUACGUUGCCACAAAGAUUUACAUACCUUGGCCCACUAUAAGGAAAAACAACAAAUGCUUUGCACCAACAUUACCAUACAAACGUCGGUAUUAGAUGCUCUCAUGGAGAACAAACGUAUGCUAAGAGAGCAUUUAUAUACUUUGAAAGUGCAACGCAAUCGUAUGAAUGGCCAAAUAAAGAAACUAAGUGCUCAGGGAGGCCUUUUAGAUAAACCGGCUCUGAUGUUUGAUUACGAUCAUACGGUGGAACGUUGCCGUGAACAAAGGGAAAUUGUUAAUCGUUUAAGACAAACUAAACGUUUGAUCCAGAGGAAAAUCGAUGAGAUAGUUAAACAUUGUUCACAGGGUAUAUCCAAUUGAAUGACAUUUAAUUAACUUGUUGCAUUUGUAGCUUGAGGAGAAAACAUAAUUUAUUAAA